UUACGUGACGUCAUUUAUCCGCAACACGUUGUUGACUCAUGAACCAGGAAGAGCCGCUGGUCAUACAAUUCAUCCAUUUUUUUUUUUUUACAAAUCUGUAUUAUGCUUUCAUUUGCACUGACGAUCGUUCGGCAUGGGGAAACACAAUACAACAGAGAUAAACUGCUUCAAGGUCAGGGCAUUGACACACCGCUGUCAGACACGGGACAUCAGCAGGCAGCGGCGGCUGGACAGUACCUCAGAGAUCUGCAUUUCACCAAUGUCUUCGUCAGUAACCUGCAACGAGCCGUCCAGACAGCGGAAAUCAUUUUAGGCAACAACCUUCAUUCUUCUGCGACUGAGAUGAUAUUGGAUCCUUUACUCCGAGAGAGGGGUUUUGGGGUGGCAGAGGGAAGACCAAAGGAACAUCUGAAGAACAUGGCGAACGCAGCGGGUCAGGCCUGCCGAGAUUAUACACCGCCCGGAGGAGAGACGCUGGAACAGGUAAAGACGCGCUUUAAGAAGUUCCUCAGAUCCUUGUAUCAGCGCAUGUUAGAGGAGCACGGCUCAGGCGACCAGUGUCCCGCGUCCACCUCUGGACCAUCAGAACCAGAGCAGCCUAGGAUUGCUGGACUAGCUAACGAUGGAGUCCAGAAGGUACCUGUCCACGCUCUGAUCGUCAGUCACGGGGCGUUUAUCCGCGUGUCUGUGCGCCACCUAGUGGAGGAUCUGCAGUGCUGUUUGCCCGCAGGCCUGAAGAUGAGCCAGGUGUUCUCCCCGUGCCCAAACACCGGCAUCAGCAGGUUCAUCAUCACCCUCCGCAGAGAGGAGAGCGGCCCGCGGGCCUCCCACAUCCAGUGUGUCUUCAUCAACCGGAAAGACCACCUGGAUGACGUCAAACUCUGA
Molecule: messenger RNA, 885 nt
Organism: Cyprinus carpio (common carp)
Lineage: Eukaryota; Metazoa; Chordata; Actinopteri; Cypriniformes; Cyprinidae
Gene: tigarb
Product: TP53 induced glycolysis regulatory phosphatase b
Biological process (GO): negative regulation of glycolytic process; fructose 2,6-bisphosphate metabolic process; negative regulation of programmed cell death
Cellular component (GO): cytosol
Molecular function (GO): fructose-2,6-bisphosphate 2-phosphatase activity
Source: RefSeq, a predicted model, not a curated record